Molecule: messenger RNA, 3700 nt
Organism: Gasterosteus aculeatus aculeatus (three-spined stickleback)
Lineage: Eukaryota; Metazoa; Chordata; Actinopteri; Perciformes; Gasterosteidae
Source: RefSeq, a predicted model, not a curated record
CCUCUCGAUCCGAUUGGCCGGCGUCCCUGUCGAUCGAAAGCAUCUCAUCUGUGAUUGGCUGCUUUCCCGAAAACCUCGGAAGUUUGGACUUGAGCGAAACUUCGGCGCUGUCCAGUAGCGACUUCGAGCUGAUUCACGAGUUUUGGGGAUUAAAUGCCCCCCAGAAAGCUGUAAAAGCAGGAGGCCGGAGGAUGUCUGCCGAGGUCGACGUGCUGCUGCAGGAGGCCAAAGAAAGCAUCGAGGCGGCGCAGAACUACCGCAGCGAACUCCAGCAGCGCCUGAAUGGCCUCAACCAGGCGCGCAAGCAGGUCCGCGGCAGCUCGGGUCAGGCCCGCGAGGCCCUGCGGCGCCACUUUGCGGAGCUGCAGGCGGCGGCGACCCGUCUUCUGUCGGAGCGGCUGACCGCCCUGCUGGCGGAGGUGGACGCCAUCGAGGCCGACAGCGUGAAGCCGCUGGACGAGUGCCAGAGCCUCAUCGAGCACGGCGUGGGGCAGGCCGACGAGCUGCUGAGGGAAGGGGAAGCUGCGCUGCGCUGCGGCCUCGGCGAGAAGGAGGACAAACUGGGCAGUUUCACCAAGAAGGCCGUGCGCAUCCAGCUGGACAGCCUGCCGGAGGUGCCGGCGCUGGUGGACGUGCCGUGUGUCUCCGCCCAGCUGGACGACUCUCUGCUGGGUGUCCUGAGGGACCGGGUGUCCCGCCUGGGCUCCGUGGCGUCCCAUCCGCCGGUCCAGAUCGAGGAGCUGCAGGAGAGGCCGGGCAGCGUCCUGGUCCGCUGGUGCAAGGUGGACGAGGACUUUGCGGCGGCGGACUACCGGCUGCAGCACCGGCGCUCCGGCGGGGGGCGGAGCCAGUACGAGGACGCCUACAUCGGUCGGGACUGCGAGUUCCUGGUCCUCCACUUGGACCCGCACGCCGACUACCUGUUCAGGGUCAGCGCCCGCGGGGAGGGCCGCACCGAGUGGAGCCCCUGGAGCGUCCCGCAGACCGGCUACACCACCCUGGCCCCCCACGAGUGGUGUCCGGGGUCAGAGGGCUACAUCCUGAGCAGCAGGAGAAACAUCGCCCUGCGCAGUGACUCCGCCCACACGCGCUGCCCCGUCCUCUAUUCCAACGCACCCACCUACUUCUGUGGCCAGACGCUGACCUUCAAGUACGUGAGAACGCUGUCUCACUGCACGCCGGUCCGAGGCGAGCGCGGACCGUCGCAGGGUGUUCGUGUAACGAUAGGGUCGAAGAGAUACUUUCAGACAGAAGAGGCCGUCUGCAUCUCCACCAACGGAGCCGUGUUUGUCAACGGGAAGGAGAUGACCAACCAGCUGCCGGCCGUGGCGCUGGGCUCCGCCGUGACCUUCGACAUGGAGGUGGUCAACCUUUUCCCCGUCGGCAACGGCGACCCCGGCGAGGGGGGGCACUUCAAGCUGAGGGUCACCAUCGGCUCCGGGAGCCGGGAGGUGGUGUUCGACUGGCUGGUGGAGCAGACGGUGGACUGCCUCUUCUUCGGCUGCUCCUUCGUCCACUCCGGCUGGAAAGUUGUGGUGUUUUAACGGCUUUUUUCGCUUCCGUUGUUUGUCGAGUCCGGAUUUUCCUCCAAGAAGCUUUUCCACGCGCAGCUUUUCACAGUAUUUAUCCGUUAAUUCGCUGGUCUGGAUUUUUGUGCGCAACCCUGGCAGGUUCGGGGAGAAGUCGAGCCGUUUGUUGUGAAAAAGAUUUUUGCGAAAAAUCUUAACUUUACAGUUUAAAACCGUUAAUUUACAAGGAAACAAAUGUGGAUAUUCUUUGUUUUCUGUCUUCCUUAAUGGACAAAUGUUAAAACUAAUAUAAUUCCCGUAUUUGAAACAGCGUUACUCUUUUGUUUGUAGAUUUGACUUCAUGGUCUUGACCCGUCCAUCCUCUCUUCAGACACGUAUUUUCCUUUUCUACUUGUUAUUCUUCAGUUGGACUUUUACUUUGACCCUCGUCUUAGUUCCGGCUUUUGUUUACAGCUCCCGUGUUUUUUAAAAAUAAAUCUUUCCUUCGCUCGUCAUUUUGGUAUCGACCUCGUAGAUGAAAAACAUCCAACUCUGUCACAUUUUUUUUAGUUUGACUCGACCUGCUAAACCUGCUGCUCUUUUUUUCAUUUUAUUUUAAGUGAGUUACAACCUCGUUACUGUGAAAGUCGAACGUCGCCUCCUCGCCUCUUUUCUAAUUUUUUGUUUUCUAACCUUGUUCAUCAAAUGUCUUAAAGGGACAGUUCAUCAUAAAACACAAAGCACUCUGGGUAAUUGGGGGAGGAGUUCUCAGUAAGAGACGAGUACGUGUGCUCGUCUGAGGUUCUUCUCCAUAGUAUUACUACAGUAAUGGAGUACCAGCAUACGGAGUCAAUCAAAGUACAGCUGUUGACGUCGUUUUAGGCUCCUCAAAGGACCAAGAUCAGUUAAAGUGAAUGUCGCUACCUUCUGUCUAUGCGACCACACACAAAAAGGGUCAUUUUAACAAACACCGGCGUCGUUGUGUAGUUAGCGGUUCAUGCUAAAGAAUAUCACACAAUGAACUUGGUUGUAGCUGCAGCGGUGAAACUCCGCUGGCAUCACAUACGCAGGCAACAGGAAGUGAGGCCACACGCUUACCGUGGCAACGGGAAACCGCAACAGUGCACGCCACGAAGACAAGCUCCUGAACCCCCAGAACGAGCGCUUUAAAACGCACACAGUUUCACUAUCUGGAAAGAAUGCGUUAAAAAAUUAAAUUAAAUCUACAGUUUGGAAUCAAUGGUUUGUUGAUGUUGUGAAGCAGCGAUGCAUCAUGGGAUUUAAAUCCCGAAAGAAGCAGCUUCACUUUGCUCGACUUGUUGACGUCUAAUGAUUAAAAUUCUUCAUCCGGUGCAAAUAUUUAGUUAAAGAAGCACAAAAUGUGAUCUACAGUCAGUUUACUUGUAGUAUACUGAGGAUGUGACGUCAGUGAGCGGUAACGCGCCCGUCUUUAAAAUAUAGGAAAACAAUUCUAUAUGUUUGUCUUGUUGUUUUUUGUAAUUGUAGUUACAUAUGACACCUUUUACGUGGAUCUUAAAGUAAAAAUUGACCUUACUGCCUCCUAAAGGAUUGAAUGUCUCUUUUACAGAGAGUUUUUAUAUCCGGACUGAAGAGGUGAACUUCAGGUUUAUUUUUAAAUAUUCCAGCUGUUACGUUGAAUUAUCUGUGCGUUUGACAAUCAUGACCAGUAUUUAGAUGAUAAUCUGUGGAGGAUCUAGGAUCAUUCAGACUCAUCAUGAGAAGGUUUGGAAGCUUCAGAUCAGACAGGAAGUCUUCAGUGUGUCGUUCCUCCUUAGGUCUGCAGCGUGCAUUAUGUUACAAAUAAGAGUUCAAUGUCUGAUUGUGUCAGUGAAAUGCUGAAUAUUAACAACUGUAUGAAGUGAACUUCCUGCUGCAGGAGGCUGAGCCGGCGAGAACAUCGACUCCUGCAGGUCACAUGAUGUAAUCUGUGACAUAAAUAGGCGCAUGUCACCAGAACCGGAAAUUAUUUGGGGGAUUAUUUGCCUUUUAAUUUAGAGACGCAUUUUGGGGCUCAUAUUAGUGAAUGUCUGUAUUUAUUCCUCUGUAUGUGAACUGAGAGGGGGGGGGGUACUCAGAUACUUCAGUUAGUUACUAGUAAGAACUAGUACUACAGUGUAAAACUAACUCCUGCUUUCAAAAGCUGAUUUAAAUAAAAGUAUUACCACAAUUUA